AUGACUGGCACUUUUAAAAACUUGGGGAUUGGGACCGAGCACACACCACAGGAUCACCCCACCAACAAAAAAGCACCAGCCAACCAGGACAGCGGCGGUACAUUCCGCCCUGGGAGUGGGAGGGUUGUUUCUUAUGAGGAUUAUCAUACCAUGCUUCAAUAA
Molecule: messenger RNA, 162 nt
Organism: Pseudogymnoascus destructans
Lineage: Eukaryota; Fungi; Ascomycota; Leotiomycetes; Thelebolales; Thelebolaceae
Exons: 2
Coding region: 1-162 (53 amino acids)
Source: RefSeq, a predicted model, not a curated record